UAGUAAUGGCCGCGCGCUGUGAUGUCAACAAGAAGAAUUGUGUUACAAGCAGAAGAUUUUAAGUAUUACGCACGUGCGUUACGGUAUAAUGUUGCUUCUACUGAUUUUGCGUCGUUGAGUUAUUUUAGUCAUACGGUGUUAUGAAGAUUCAAUACUGAGAAGAAGGUAUUUUGGUUUACGUACAGAUCAAUACUUCGUAGAAUAGUAUAUUGUCAACCAGAAUAAUUGUAUAACGAGGAGGGAAAAUGGCUGGACAACAACAUCAAUUCCCAUCUGGCUUUCCUGCAGCACAGCAGUCAGCUAUGAGAACUCAGUUCGGUGGUGGACAAAUGGUUUCAGGUCUUAUGGGACCUCAGCAAGGUGGAUUGGUAAACCCCCAACAGUUUGGUGUUGGUGUCGGUGGAGUUGGUUCAAAUUCCAUGGGUAUGCCAAAUGCCCAACAGGUCCUGGCACAGCAGCAGCAGCAACAGCAAUCGGUAGCCAUGCAGCAAAUGCAACAGCAACAGUUGCAGUUGCAACAACAACAGCAGGCUGUCCUAGUACAGCAAAAUAGCCAAGGUGGAAAUCAGGCAACAACGCCACAAACUCCAGUACCACCAACUCAACCACCUGUACAGCAACAGCAGCAGCAGAAUAAGGAGUUCAACACUGCCAGCCUUUGUAGGUUUGGACAAGAAACUGUUCAGGAUAUCGUCAGUAGAACCUUGGAGGUUUUUCAAACGUUGAAAGUCCUACAACCACCGAACGGUACGCCUCAGGGAGCUAGUCUAGCUAAUGAUAAAAAAGCAAAAGUACAAGAACAGUUGCGAAUGUUGAAACUACUAUUUAAACGCUUGAGACUGAUUUACGAAAAGUGCAAUGAAAACUGUCAACUCCAAGGUAUGGAGUAUACGCACAUAGAAAGUUUAAUUCCUUUAAAAGAAGAAUGGGACAUGAAGUCUGAUGAGAAAAAGACAUCUGAAGCAUAUAGGCUUGCUUGCGAGGAGAGUAAAGAAAUCAUGGAGCAAGUUGUUUUAAAAAAUAGACACCUCAAAGAAAUCAUCGAUCACCUGAGACGCAUUAUUUCGGAAAUCAACACGAUGCUCAAUAUGCGUCGAUCAUAAUGCUCGCAAUCUGAAUAAUUCUGGGAAUAAUUUAUUAUAUCAUGUUCACAAGAAUAAAGUUAUUAUUUUAUAAAAA
Cephus cinctus (wheat stem sawfly) is the source of this 1179-nucleotide messenger RNA. RefSeq names its product mediator of RNA polymerase II transcription subunit 30 (gene MED30). Gene Ontology annotation, molecular function: transcription coregulator activity. The coding region runs from base 246 to 1103 and encodes 285 amino acids. The transcript has 5 exons. Gene Ontology annotation, cellular component: mediator complex. The record is from RefSeq and is a predicted model, not a curated record. Gene Ontology annotation, biological process: positive regulation of DNA-templated transcription. NCBI's taxonomy places the organism in Eukaryota, Metazoa, Arthropoda, Insecta, Hymenoptera, Cephidae.